This is a messenger RNA of Oryza brachyantha (malo sina), 2894 nucleotides long. RefSeq lists its product as uncharacterized. Gene Ontology annotation, cellular component: nucleus. Lineage: Eukaryota; Viridiplantae; Streptophyta; Magnoliopsida; Poales; Poaceae. The coding region runs from base 129 to 1109 and encodes 326 amino acids. Gene Ontology annotation, molecular function: transcription cis-regulatory region binding. The transcript is spliced from 2 exons. The record is from RefSeq and is a predicted model, not a curated record.
CCGAGGCAAAUGGUGGGCGAACUGCCCCAAGACUCGCCGUACUUGCACUCUCGCAUCCGUCCCGGCCGGCCGAUCCACUCCAUCCCCGGAACCAAACCCUAGGCCCCGCCCCGCCCCGCCCCUUGCUCAUGGAGGAAGACGCGGCGGCUGCCGAAUCCCCCUCGCCGUCGCCAUCCUCCUCUGGCGCUUCCCCCUCCCCCUCCCCCUCCCCGCGCUCCAAGCGCCGCCGCACCGACCGCUACGCGCAAGGCUUCGAGUUCGCCCCGCGCCUAGCGACAGCGCCGGCGCCAACGGAGACGCUGACGCCGACGGCGACUGCGACGGCUGGGCCCGCGCGCGGCUCGCCCGAGUGGUCGGAGGACUCCACCUUCGCGCUCCUCGACGCCUGGGGCGACCGCUUCGUGCGCGCCGGCCGCCGCAGCCUCCGCGGGGACGAGUGGCUCGAGGUCUCCCGCCUCGCCGCCGCCGCGGCCACCCGCCCCCCGGGGUACUACUCCGAGUCGCAGUGUCGCAACCGCAUCGACACCCUCAGGAAGAAGUACAGGAAGGAGAAGGAGAGGUUGCGUCUCGCCGCCCGCCGCUCCCACCACCCCUCGCCUUCCAAAUGGAUCUACUUCGACAAGAUGCAGUCUCUCAUGUCCCCACCGUCGCUCCCGUUGCAGCCUCCCGUUGUGACUCGCCGACGAGACACGCAGCCGGUGCCGCGCCAAUCUUGGGGUUUGGACGCUGCGGGGUAUGUGCUGGGUGGGUGUGACGACGCAGGAACAAGGGAUUCAGGGUCUGAUGCGGAAUUGGGGGAAGGGCAGACAAUUGAGGCUGUUGCAGGGAAGGGGAAUGAGUUUGAAAUGCUUGCGGAGUCAAUUCGGAAGCUUGGGGAUGCGUAUGAGAGGGUGGAGAGUAGCAAGAGGCAGCACAUGGCUGAGGUAGAGCGCAUGCGGAAGGAUCUCCAAAGGGAUCUUGAGGUGAGGAGAAGAGAGAUAUUGGAGAAGGCACAAGCAGAGAUCGCCCGGCUUAGUGAGGAAGAUGGGGAUGAGGGUGAGCUUGAGGAGGGCAAGGGCAAAGGCGAUGAUAACAAAAUGACCGGGGAUGGUGGUGGUGGAAAAGAGUAGAGCAAUGUCGUUGUGAAUGCUUAUUGUUAGCCUAGGGUCUGUAAGUUCAGGAAAUGAGGUUGGUUUACUCAUACAAGAUUAUCACUCAUCUUCAAUGCCCAUCCAAGAUUAUUUGUGGUCUUGAAAUAAGCUAGUGAUGGAACUGUUUCAUUCUAGCAUUUCACUUCUAUUUUGUUGUGUUUGGUAUUUUCGCAUGCCUUGUGCAGUCAUGUUGAACUUGCAUCCAAGCUCUCAUAGUUGUAUAUGUUGUUACUGUUAGAGUAUCAUAUUCAGAGCAGAACUUUUCUGAUAUCUCUUUAAGAAGUGUGUUAACUUGCUCCUAGUCAAUAGUAUAUUGUGCUUCAAAAUUUUCAUGGUAGAAAAAAGGGCAAAUGCCCUUUGCAACAAAAACCAUGAGUUUGUUCUGGUAUUAUUACAAGAAAGGUUAAGUAUAUCUUUUUUAGCGCCUGAAUUUGAUAUGUGGCUGAGGUUGCACGGCAUUUUAGUAGCAGUUUACCCAAUGAUAAAAUAGGAAGAUGCCAGGUACAUAGGAUUUACUAGUAUAUAGUUUCAGCGUUCAUUAUGACAGCUACUUCAGAAAUACAUUUGUUAAAAUACGUUCUAUAGCGUUCCUGAAAUGUACUUUUUGCUCUUUGCUGCCCAUAAAACCAUCUGCUGUGUUGCUUAGUUGGGAACUAUAAUGAAAGAUUCCGGUCUUCCUUGGAGGUUGUUGCUUUGUGAGCUCAUAGUAGGUGCAUAUGCAUGACUGUGUCUUUACCAGCUGCUCUUGACACUGCUUUUGACUAACAUUGUAACGAUGUUCCAUUUUGUUGCUUGUUAAUUGUAUUAUUCUGAAUCUGAUGCAUGUAACAAUGGUAUACAUACUUAUAAAGCCUAUGUUUAAUUCCGUUUGUGAACUGUGGCUUGACAUGGCACUUGUGCCCUUAAGAUUUUAAUCUCUGUUCACAGUUGUUCUGUUGGCACUAUGUUAGGCAAAGCUUCAGUAUUGUGUUAUGUUAAUAUUCUUUUAGCAAGGUCCUUAGGGUGUGUCUGUUGUGUGCCUCAACUCGCCUUGCCAAUUGUUUGAUCCUACAUUAUUACUCAAACUUGGUCGCAUUUGAAUGAGUGCUAAACUUUGUUGCCAAUGUCUAGGUGUUUAGUGGCAUUCCAUGCAUUUAUUGCUACGUUGGAGGUGAUAGAAAGAAAUUUGGGCACAUGAUUUGUUUAUUUGUUUUCUUUGAGUAGUAUCGAAGUUUUUCAUUGGAAUGGAUGUUUGAUGUACGCAAGUCAUGUAAUGUAAGCAGCCCAUAGCUUGAACGUUGAGAUUUGAGAAUAACCUGUUUAAUUUUGGUGUUUCAGGGCUAAAACAUGGAUUUCAUAUCAGUAGUUGGAUCCACAAGGACCGCUCUGGUAGUCGAAAUUACAUUUAUAGCUUAGAUAUCAUAUGAUUUUCAGAUUCCUGGAUUUGAGAUUGGUUCGACCUGCCUACGCGACUACACCCAGUGCAGCUUGCUGUGCAGGAACAGAAUAUUCAGUCCGCGGCUAGACUCUCUCAGGAACAGCGUGCUAAAUAUUUGUUCCAUCAGGAGUCGUCGAGUCGAUGAAGCAUUGAUGCAGGUGAAGGCCAUGACGACGCGGUUGUCGUCGGCGGCUACCAAGACUAUACUAUGGCACCGUUUAUAUUGAAAAAAUUUUUGGAAGAAGCGUCACGCCAGAUAUUUGACCUGAUGCUAAAAAGGGUUUUCGGAUACAAAUGAAAAAACGAAUUUCACGGCUAGCAUAGAAACCGUGAGACGAAUUUUUAAG